CUUUUAAUUUCAUUUAAAAAAAUUUUGUAAUCAUUCAUUGCUACAACAUUCUUGAGAAAUCUUUAAACAGCUUGUGUGUUAGUUGCAUCCAUUAUGAUUUAACAUCUAUGUGUGUACAUGUGCAUGCAAAUUUUCAUUGUUUGUUAGUUCCAUGGACCAGGUAUACUUUAUGGAUCGGUAUAACUGUAAGUGGCAGCCAUAUGUGAAACCGAUGAGCACUGGAAUGAAUUACAAUGCAUAACAAUAGAUCAUACAUCAUGAAGGCCAUAAAGUCUACUUGAGGCUUUUUAUAAUGACGAGUGCUCUAUUUACGCAGCAUCCUCUAUCCAGCCUGCAUGUUUAAAUGGCUAUGCUUCCUUUUACACUAGAAAUUCAGACAUGUUUGCUCCUCUUCCAGAGAACCAGCACUUUGCAUAUUUGAUGCUAUGUAAAAUAGGACCCUAUGGAGAUUGGAUAGUGUGUGGUGUGUCUGUCUUUCUUUCUGUCUCACACUGUGCCUGUAUUUGUACUUGUGAGAGAGUGUGUCUCCUUCAUUAAGAGGAAGUGGCUAUGGUUGAGCAGUUGCAUGCAGGAAGAGAGACAGAGAACGGAGCAGACUCAACCACUGAUGUAGAGCAAGUCAGAGAGGGAGGGAGAAAGAGAGAGAGGGUGGGAGGGAGUAGACGUCAGCACCGUUCUGUUUCACAGUCUCUGUAAUGCAGACAGGAAGGCAGUAAGCAGGUUGAUUCCCAGCCUUGGGACUCGCCAGAGCUUCAGUCAUCAACCCCAGCUUAUGCAGCGACAUUCACGCGUGACAGCAAACCUGCAUGAGCACUUCACUUCGCAGUGGCAUAUCUUCCUCUUCCUUCCUUUUCUCAGCUGAUUAACGAGCAGCGUUCUGAGUGGCUGUGGAUUUCGAAAUUUCAAGAACGAAGCUGAAAACGCUGCUUCUUCUCAUUUCCAAAGAGAUCUUGUUUUGCUGACCUGCCAGAAAGAGGAACCGAGGUCUCCUUCGCGCUCAUCCGCUACCCACAGCAUUGAUCCACAGAAGAACUCUGAUAUCUCAAACUCUCCACCUCUUGGAUGUCCAUCUGUCCCUUUAAAGGAUUCUGGGCAUUUUGGCCAUUUAUUUGAUUUAGUUCCUCUUGUCUUGGUUGUAGCUCUGCUUCUUGCACUGCCUGGAGCCUGGAAUGGUACCGGGGGCCGCCAGAGGCCCCGCAAAUGACCGGUAGCAAUAGCAUGAGCAGUGGCUACUGCAGCCUGGACGAGGAGAACGAUGAAUCUGCCUUCUUCACUGCCAAGACCACGUUCUUCCGACAAGCACAGGCCAAACAUGGAGACAAGAACACCACUAAAGAGGAUGUAGAGGAGAACCAACAGUCCCUCACCGAGGAAGAGGUCAAGGCAAAGAUAGAGGAGUACAACUCCACACUGUCCGAAAAUGGAAUGAAAUUAAAUGAUGAUGGCACAUACAACGGGUUCAUUAAGGUCCACCUGAAGCUGCGUCGGCCGGUCACACUGCUAUCAAACGAAGCGAACAGCUCAGGGAACUCGGACAACGGCUCAGCAGCGGCGGAUAUUUCAGAAAAACGCACAUCCUUCUAUAUGCCCAGUGAGGCUGUAAAGCAGCUACAUGUCAGCAGCACCACCACGGUCAGAGAGGUCAUCGAAGGCCUGCUCCGGAAAUACAUGGUGCAGGACAAUCCACUCAAGUUUGCUCUGUACAAGCAAAUGCACCGCCAUGGGCAGGAUCUUUUCCAGAAGCUUCUGGACUCGGAGCACCCGCUGGUCCUUCGCCUGUUGGCUGGUCCUGAUCUAGAGAAACUUUCAUUCGUACUAAAAGAGAACGAGACUGGAGAAGUAGAAUGGCAUGCAUUCUCUGUGCCUGAGCUGCAGAACUUCGUAACCAUCCUGGUGAAAGAGGAAAAUGAGAGGGUGAGACAGGUAAAGCAACGCUACCUGGCCUACCGGAAUAAACUCGAAGAGGCUCUGAAGGAAGUGCAGAACAAACCAGGCUAAUACACUGAGCCUAUGGACAGACUCCUAAAAACUCUCCACUUCAGAUUCCCCCCCAAAACCCCCAAACCUCCCUUAUGACCUCUGGAGCCUAAGUGUUCAGAGGAGGGUUGUCAGAACCUAAAGAACAAGGGGAGAGCGAUGGAUCACACAAUCACGUCUCUCAGGACGCGAACGGCAAACGCACACAAAGAACCAGGAGUGUGUUUCUGACUGACGUGGUUGAUGUUUGAAAAAGAUGUUUGUCUGUCCACAAUUUCUGUUUGAUGCUGCUGCUAUGACUGCUACUGCGAGUGUUACUUAGCAUGACGUUUUCUUUAUUUUCGUUAUCUUUGCUAGCGUGUCCUCUAUCAGGGAGUUUUUUUUUAAGCAGAAGAAAAAACAUAUGAUCAAAAGAGUUCUGGAUUCCUGGAAGUGAACUUAAGUAAAUAAAUGUAAAAGCUUCGGAUAAGUUAAAGGUUGAACGCGUUAAUUGUGUGCUGUAAAAAAAAAAAAAAAAAUCAAUACUCGCUCACAUUCACUUGCAUUUUACAGCAUAAUUAUCCUAACUAAUACCAUUAUGAACAUUGUACUGUAUUCAGACAGACUUUUCUGUAUAAAUCAAUACUCCAUUUGUAGAAAGCAUCCUCUCUUACAGUCACACACCUUUCAAAUCAAUAACCUCAACUCAUCUGGUCAGCACUGAUCAUAGUCUAUCAUCUGAUACAUGCAUGUGCACCUUUGGAAAGAUGUGUGGAGGCUUUUUCAGUCUAAUCUAUAAACAUUAUAUAAAUUAGCCUGGACUCGCAAAUGAAUUAUAAGCAUGUUUUAACGCAGACGUCUCAAAACCAAACCCUACGGAAAUGUGAAACGCCUAUAACGUGCAUAUAGAGUAUAUAGCGCGUGGGCUCUUUUGUAUAGGAGUGUGUUCCGUCAGUUCUGGUGUGACGUAAGCGUACGAAAGCACCCAAGCCUCAAAACACACCCAUGACAGUGCUCAGAGCUUUCACUUUUAAACUGUAGUGUAUUGCUAAUUCAGUGUGUCUGGAAUCCAAUAUGUAGGAUAAGUGAUUAAUAAUGUACUGUAGCUUAGAUAAUCAUAUCAGAUUUUUAUUUUAGUGGAAAAGCAAGAUGGAGGGUUGCCUUCUGAUAAGCUGGGAAACAUCAUAUUGGAUUAUACACCAAAGCAUGGUCACAACAUGGACUCAUAAGGCUAGUUUUUUGUAAUGAUCUUAAGAUUGCACACAUUGACCAGUCACAUCGAAUUACUUACACAAGGCAGCACAGACCACCAAGUGAACCAGAAUAUAGAAUAUAGAAUGAAAUAAUCCUUUUAUAACGACAAAAUGAUGUGCUUUGUACUUUUCUUCUGAUUCUGAAAAUGGAUUAGUGUUGCUUUUAAGCAUGUGUGAGAUUUCUUUGUCUGACACUGAAUAUCAUCAUGGAGCUCAAUGCAGUGUUACUAGAAAGCACAGAAAGGUGUAAUGGGAGAAGAGCAACAGUGUAUAUCGUACAAUCUGACAGUAACGUCUGUGCUUCAGCCAUUGGAUUUUUUUUUUUAAUGCCAGUUUCAUCUCUGCAAUGCAAAUUCGAAGCCAGGGACAAUCUGGACUAACACCCACUGUGUUGUUUUAGAAUAUCAGAGUCUUUUUCUAUAGUAUAAUCGCCUGUGUUGUGCACUCAAAUGAUCACUUCUUAAAUCCAAUUCACACAGGUGAGUUUUCACAGGCCUGAAGAGACACACUGAUUGGAAACGAUGACCAAAAAGUUCAUUUUGUGGCUUUAUUUGAAUGCCUUAGCUCCUCCUUAUCUCCUUUUUUUGCCCCUGUGCUGCCCUGCUGGCUCUAAUGUUCAUUUUACAAAUGCGCCUCCUAGAGCAUGGGAGAAAUAGCAUAUAGUCGUGAAAAAAAAAAUGGGUAGGAUAGAUCGAAUAUUGCCUUUCGUCCUAUUCCGCUCGCUCUUGUAUUUCUGCUGGCAGUGCCUUUUGUCUGUGUGUAGCCUUACCUGAAUGUGUGUGUGUGUGUGUGUGUGUGUGUGUGUGUGUGUGUGUGUGUGUAUGUGUGUGUAAAGGAUAUAAAUAUGCUCUGUUUUCUGUGUUUAUUUUCCUCAAAAGUGAGGAUCAGUUGUGUAAGAGUGAAAAAUAAAUAACUAUGUGCACAUGAAUGUCUGUUUUUAACUUAAUUUAUGAUGCAUUUGAAGUUGUGGACAAAUCAGUGCUGUCUGGCAAAAUCCUUAGUUUUUUUGAGGAGUCAGAACUGUAUUUCAUCUGUAAAGGUAAUGACAAAUAAAGUAAAAGGUCAUCA
Silurus meridionalis is the source of this 4277-nucleotide messenger RNA. It is a transcript of the gene rassf5, whose product is annotated as Ras association domain family member 5. Gene Ontology annotation, cellular component: nucleus. The coding region runs from base 1201 to 1998 and encodes 265 amino acids. The record is from RefSeq and is a predicted model, not a curated record. Lineage: Eukaryota; Metazoa; Chordata; Actinopteri; Siluriformes; Siluridae. Gene Ontology annotation, biological process: signal transduction. The transcript has 5 exons.